Penaeus monodon (black tiger shrimp) is the source of this 688-nucleotide messenger RNA. RefSeq names its product glucose-6-phosphate 1-dehydrogenase-like. NCBI's taxonomy places the organism in Eukaryota, Metazoa, Arthropoda, Malacostraca, Decapoda, Penaeidae. Gene Ontology annotation, molecular function: NADP binding; glucose-6-phosphate dehydrogenase activity. The coding region runs from base 71 to 688 and encodes 205 amino acids. The record is from RefSeq and is a predicted model, not a curated record. Gene Ontology annotation, cellular component: cytosol. The transcript has a single exon. Gene Ontology annotation, biological process: glucose metabolic process; pentose-phosphate shunt, oxidative branch.
GCGUGCCGCCGCGUCGCCGUGAUUCUGCCCUCCUCGCGCUCCUCCGCUCGGGCCGCGCCUCACUCGCACCAUGAAGGACCUGCUGGACGCACCGGCGUUCUGGGACGACGUUCCUUCGUUCGAGGGCUCGGCGCCGCACAUCUUUGUGGUGCUGGGCGCGUCGGGCGACCUGGCCAAGAAGAAGAUCUACCCGACGCUGUGGUGGCUGUUCCGUGACCGCCUGGUGCCGGAGAACACCAUGUUCGUGGGCUACGCACGCUCGUGGCUGACGGUGGCGCAGCUGAAGGAGAAGUGCCAGCCGUACAUGAAGGUGAAGGAUUGCGAGCAGGAGCGCUACGAGGAGUUCUGGGGCGUGAACCACUACGUUCGGGGCUCGUACGACACCCGCAGGGACUUCGAGCUGCUGGACCAGGAGAUGCAGAAGGUGGGCACCGCCAGGGCCAACCGCAUCUUCUACCUGGCGCUGCCCCCGUCCGUGUUCGACGUGGUGACCACCAACCUGAAGGGGUGCUGCAUGGCCAGCCAGGGGUGGACGCGCAUCAUCAUCGAGAAGCCGUUCGGAAAGGACUCGGAUUCGUCGGCCAAGCUGUCGAACCACCUGGCGGCGCUGUUCAAGGAGGAGGAGCUGUACCGCAUCGACCACUACCUCGGCAAGGAGAUGGUGCAGAACCUCAUGACGCUCAGGUGA